Molecule: messenger RNA, 480 nt
Organism: Aureobasidium namibiae CBS 147.97
Lineage: Eukaryota; Fungi; Ascomycota; Dothideomycetes; Dothideales; Saccotheciaceae
Exons: 2
Coding region: 1-480 (159 amino acids)
Source: RefSeq, a predicted model, not a curated record
AUGGCUGACAACACUAUUCUGAUCACCGCUGGACCCUAUCAAUUUCUUGCCAAGUUCGAAGAUGAUGCCCCAAGGACAGUAGCAACCUUCCAAAAACUACUCCCCUACCGCCAGAAGAUCAUCCAUGUCCGCUGGAGCGGCGAAGCUGUCUGGAUUCCACUUGGUGACGAAGACUUCAGGCUCGGCUUCGAGAAUCACACCGCGCAUCCUGCAGCAGGCCAAAUUCUAUUCUAUCCCGGCGGUUACUCAGAGACUGAACUCUUGUUCUGCUAUGGUAACGUCGCGUUUGCCAGCAAGAUGGGUGCGCUGGCUGCCAAUCAUUUCUUGACUAUCACGGAAGGCCAGGAGAAUCUGAAGGCUUUAGGCAAGUUGGUGCUUUGGGAGGGGGCUCAGGAUGUGCUUUUUGAGGUUGCCGAUCAAGUAAAGGUUGAUGAGUUUCGAAAACAUGCGAUGAACGCUUCGUCUCGGUCAAAGCUAUAG